AUCGCCGACAAUGAAGAGCUCAGCUCUGUCUCUGUUCUCUCUCAUUUCCGUCUCCGUCCUCCUCCACCACGCCGCGCCGUCGAUCGCCUCGCUGGAAGAAACAUGCAAGCAACUGGCCAAAGAAAACAACAACGUGGACUACAACUUCUGCCUGACGUCCCUGCAGGCCUUCGACGGCUCUCCGUCCGCCAGCCCCAAGGAGUUGGCCGUCAUCGCCGUCAAGUUGACUCAGGCGAACGCCACAGCCGCCCUCGCGAAGAUCGAGCGGCUGCUGAACGGGUCGACGUUGGACCCGACGGCGAGGUUUUCGAUCAACUAUUGUUUGGGGUUAUACACCGAGACUAAGGUAGCUUUGUCGAACGUGAUCGAGGGUUUGACUUCCGGGAAAGAUAAGAGCUUUCUAGUGAUGCAGAUCGACACGGCGGCGAGCAAACCACAAAACUGCGACGAUCUGCUCUACGAGGGUGCAAAUGAUUAUUUGAUGAAGCCGGAGGAUGACGAUUGUUCUGACCUCGCCACCAUUGCUCAUGAUCUUAUUGUUAAAUUUUUCUAG
This is a messenger RNA of Zingiber officinale, 553 nucleotides long. RefSeq names its product putative invertase inhibitor. The transcript has a single exon. NCBI's taxonomy places the organism in Eukaryota, Viridiplantae, Streptophyta, Magnoliopsida, Zingiberales, Zingiberaceae. Gene Ontology annotation, molecular function: enzyme inhibitor activity. The record is from RefSeq and is a predicted model, not a curated record. The coding region runs from base 11 to 553 and encodes 180 amino acids.